AUGGCAACAUUAUGUUCAUAUCAUGUUCUCACAGUUCUGAUGAUCACCACUCUACUAUGCAUCUUAUACAUCCAGCCAAUCUCAGCUUCACCACAAGCCUACACAAACUUCAUCAAAACUUCUUGCUCCAAAACCACAUACCCACCACUCUGCACCCAAACUCUCUCUCCCUUCGCCACUUCUGUCCAAACCAACCCCAUAAAACUCUGCAACAGAGCCCUCAACAUCUCCAUCCAAGCUGCACACAACACCUCCACCUUUGUCUCAAAUCUCUCAAAACAAAAAGGACUCUCAUGGAUUGAAAAGGCCGCCAUUAAAGACUGCAUGGAUGACCUGAAAGACUGUGUCUACCAGCUCAAGCAAACUAUGAGCGCAAUGGGUAAGCUUGGGGGUUCUGACAGGGAAUUUCAGUGGGCGAAUGCGAAGACAUGGGCCAGUGCUGCUAUAACGGAUACGGACUCGUGCCUGGAUGGGUUUGAAGGGAGAAAAGUGAGUCCCCAGAUGAAGAACAAGAUCAAAAGUACAAUGAUGGGUGUGGCUAGACUGACUAGUAAUGCCCUGGCUCUCAUCAACCAUCUCAAUUAUUAGACUCGGUUCAAGUGAAAUACUGUCACUACUGAGUCUGAUAACUUCUUCACAUUUACAAGAAGUUCUUUUAUAGAGGGUUUGGAAGGGAGAGAUCAUGUUUUGUGGAAUAGUGUGUCAUGUGUCUAUCCUUUUGCUGCAUUCACCGGAAGUGAGGUUCUUGCAAUAGUGAUACCACAGUUAAAGGGCAGAUAAGGAUAAAAGACCGAAAAAUAAUUUUCUG
This is a messenger RNA of Ilex paraguariensis (yerba mate), 808 nucleotides long. NCBI's taxonomy places the organism in Eukaryota, Viridiplantae, Streptophyta, Magnoliopsida, Aquifoliales, Aquifoliaceae. The record is from the annotation of a GenBank genome assembly.